CCUCCUGUGAUCAAGAUGUGCCGUGAUUCGAUGUGGGAAGGUGUACCAGGACUUGUGCGAGUCCCCCCGGCAGGUUGGUGUUCUCGACUUCCUGUGACCUAAGACUUCUCCUGGGUAAUGCAACCCAGCCUCAUAGCUCAGGGAGUCAUCAGAGCAGAGCGGAGCACGGUGCAGCUUCGGUGAUGUCAGAGCGCUAAUCUCUCUGGGGGGGAUUGGCGGAUGGACGCUUGUCAGAAACAUUUGAUGCUGCCUUGGAUGAAAGCCUUCGGAGACAGGAGCUGGAGCUGUGCUACUUUCUUUCUGAUCGCUGAUGUUGCGGGGCUUUUGGGAGCGGGGCUGCUUCCGCGUUCCAGCAUGUGAAGAGUGGCUGAUGAGAGCGGCUGAGGGAAGGAGAGGGUCUGACCGAGACGUCCAGACAGACAGGCUGACUUUGUGCUACAGGGAGAUUUCCUCACGUUUCGUCCAGCAGGCACAAACAUCCAGAGAUAACAUACAGGCUCGGGCCCUGAGCCUUUGCUUUUCAUUUUUAACUGCUGCUGCAGGCACAAGGGGAGUUAGCGGGCAUCCGGUUGUAACCUUUUAGGAACAAGAUGAUCUCGGUGGAUCUUAAUAAGGGAUUUAUUUAUCAGAGAACUGAUGAGGAGGCGGUGGUGGACCGUGGGGGCACACGCUCUAUGCUCAACACCAACUUUGAGAAGGAAGAACUCGAAGGUCACCGCACUCUCUACAUUGGAGUUCAUGUUCCUUUGGGCCGGAAGUCCCGUCGUCGUCACCGUCACCAUGGACACAAACACAGGAAGAGGUCCAAGGAGAGGGACUCCACAGGUGAAGAUGGACGAGAAUCCCCCUCCUAUAACACUCCAGCACAGAGGGUGCAGUUUCUUCUGGGCACAGAGGAUGCCGACGAGGAUCACAUCCCACACGCCCUGUUUACCGAGCUGGACGAAAUCUGCCUCAGAGAGGGUGAGGACGCCGAAUGGAGAGAGACUGCAAGGUGGCUGAAGUUUGAAGAGGAUGUUGAAGAUGGCGGUGAACGGUGGAGUAAACCCUACGUAGCCACUCUGUCUCUGCACAGUGUGUUUGAGCUACGCAGCUGCAUCAUGAAUGGCAUCGUGAUGCUGGACAUGAGGGCCAACUCAUUAGAAGAGAUCGCAGACAUGGUUUUGGAUCAGCACGAGGGGUCUGGCUCUCUGGGUCAAGAGGCCCGGAAGAGGAUCCGCGAGGCCCUGCUGAAGCAGCACCACCAUCAGAACCAGAAGAAACUGGCCAACCGUAUUCCCAUCGUCCGCUCCUUCGCCGACAUCGGCAAGAAGCAGUCUGAGCCUCAUUCCAUGGACAAGAAUGGCCAAACAGUCUCACCUCAGUCCCAGCCAUCCAACAACGAGGGUAAACAGGACGUCAGCCGAGAAAACAGCGCCGUGGACUUCAGUAAGAUUGACCUCCAUUUCAUGAAGAAGAUCCCUCCUGGUGCCGAGGCAUCCAACGUCUUGGUAGGAGAGCUGGAAUUCCUAGACCGCCCUGUGGUGGCCUUCGUCCGUUUAUCUCCCGCUGUGCUUCUCAAUGGCCUGACUGAAGUUCCCAUCACCACCAGGUUCUUGUUUAUCCUCCUUGGGCCUCUAGGGAAAGGUCCACAGUAUCAUGAAAUUGGACGAUCUAUUGCUACGCUGAUGACCGAUGAGAUUUUCCAUGAUGUUGCCUAUAAGGCCAAAGACAGGAAUGAUCUGGUGGCCGGCAUCGACGAGUUUCUGGAUCAGGUGACUGUUUUACCUCCUGGCGAGUGGGACCCCUCCAUCAGAAUAGAGCCUCCUAAGAAUGUUCCUUCUCAGGAAAAGAGAAAGAUCCCCCCUGUUCCCAACGGAGUGACGGAUCUUGGAGAGUCAGAGGCACAUGGAGGACAUGGUGGCCCUGAGCUCCAGCGCACAGGGAGGUUCUUUGGUGGGUUGAUCUUGGACAUCAAGCGAAAGGCUCCUCACUACCUUUCCGACUACACAGACGCCCUCAGUCUCCAGUGUCUGGCCUCCUUCCUCUUUCUUUACUGCGCCUGCAUGUCUCCUGUUAUCACCUUCGGAGGGCUCCUGGGUGAGGCCACAGAGGGACGGGUGAGUGCCAUUGAGUCCCUGUUUGGAGCUUCAAUGACGGGGAUAGCCUACUCUCUUUUUGCUGGGCAGCCUCUCACCAUCCUGGGCAGCACUGGGCCUGUUCUCGUCUUUGAAAAGAUCCUUUUCAAGUUUUGCAAAGAAUACGGCUUGUCCUACCUCUCCCUGAGGGCCUGCAUCGGGCUGUGGACGGCUUUCUUCUGCCUGCUGCUAGUGGCCACAGACGCCAGCUCCCUGGUCUGUUACAUCACUCGCUUCACAGAAGAGGCUUUCGCGUCGCUGAUCUGCAUCAUCUUCAUCUAUGAAGCCCUGGAGAAGCUGAUCCACUUGGGGGUGCACUAUCCUGUCAACAAACAUAACGACCUGCAGAAACUCACCCAAUACUGGUGUAGCUGUGUUGAGCCCAGGAACCCGAGCAAUGAGACUCUGCAAUUUUGGGAGGAGAGAAACAUCACCACCUCCGAGGUCAACUGGACCAUGCUGGAGGUCAAGGAGUGUGAGAUGUUUCAUGGGGUGUUUGAGGGGCCCGCCUGCGGACACCAUGGCCCGUAUAUCCCAGACGUCCUCUUCUGGUGCGUGGUCCUCUUCUUCACCACAGUCUUCAUGUCGGCCUUCCUCAAGGAGUUCAAGACGAGCCGCUACUUCCCCACCAAGGUGAGGUCUGUCAUCAGCGACUUUGCAGUCUUUAUCACCAUCCUGACUAUGGUCCUUGUGGAUUAUGCCAUUGGAAUCCCCUCACCCAAAUUGCAGGUCCCCAACAAGUUCAAACCAACAAGAGAUGAUCGAGGCUGGAUUAUAAACCCUGUGGGACCCAACCCAUGGUGGACCACCAUUAUCACGUUUGUUCCCUCUCUGCUCUGCACCAUCCUCAUCUUCAUGGACCAGCAGAUCACAGCUGUUAUUAUCAACAGGAAGGAGCACAAACUGAAGAAAGGCUGUGGUUACCACCUGGACCUGUUUGUGGUGGGGGUCAUGCUGGGCGUGUGCUCGGUAAUGGGCCUGCCGUGGUUUGUGGCGGCCACGGUGCUCUCCAUCUCCCACGUGAACAGCCUGAAGCUGGAGUCGGAGUGCUCGGCUCCUGGAGAGCAGCCCAAGUUCCUGGGCAUCCGAGAACAACGCUUCACCGGCCUCAUGAUCUUUACGCUCAUGGGCUGCUCUGUCUUCAUGACCUCUGUGCUAAAGUUCAUCCCCAUGCCUGUGCUUUAUGGCGUCUUUCUCUACAUGGGGGCGUCGUCCCUCAGAGGCAUUCAGUUCUUCGAUCGCUUGAAGCUGUUUUGCAUGCCACCCAAACAUCAGCCAGACUUCAUCUACCUUCGACAUGUACCCCUGAGGAAGGUGCACCUCUUCACCAUCAUCCAGCUCAGCUGCUUGGUCCUUCUCUGGGUCAUUAAGACCUCCAGGGCGGCCAUCGUUUUCCCCAUGAUGGUUUUGGCUCUGGUUUUUAUUCGCAAGCUGCUUGAUUUCAUCUUCACUAAGAGAGAACUGAGCUGGCUGGAUGAUCUCAUGCCAGAGUGGAAGAAGAAGAAGCUGGAGGAUGCAGCGAAGGAGGACGAACACAGUAUUAUUGCAGAAGAGGAAGGGAUUGUGCAAGUACCACUGGAGGGGCACUACAAGAGUGAUCCAGCCACAGUGAACAUCACUGACGAGAUGUCCAAAGGAUCUUUUGGGAACGUGUGGAAGGCUGUGAGUCCAGCUGAGAGCUCUAAAAAGGAACCGAGCUCAAAAGGUUGUGCCAGAAGCGGUGAAAAGCGACACAAGAAGAGGAGGCAUGACAAGAGCUUGGAUAAGGAGACGAGUUUGUAA
Cyprinodon tularosa is the source of this 3899-nucleotide messenger RNA. RefSeq names its product sodium-driven chloride bicarbonate exchanger-like. Bases 591 to 3899 code for a protein of 1102 amino acids. Gene Ontology annotation, cellular component: plasma membrane; basolateral plasma membrane. NCBI's taxonomy places the organism in Eukaryota, Metazoa, Chordata, Actinopteri, Cyprinodontiformes, Cyprinodontidae. The transcript is spliced from 25 exons. Gene Ontology annotation, molecular function: solute:inorganic anion antiporter activity; sodium:bicarbonate symporter activity; monoatomic anion transmembrane transporter activity. Gene Ontology annotation, biological process: bicarbonate transport; regulation of intracellular pH; transmembrane transport. The record is from RefSeq and is a predicted model, not a curated record.